Molecule: messenger RNA, 2483 nt
Organism: Panicum hallii
Lineage: Eukaryota; Viridiplantae; Streptophyta; Magnoliopsida; Poales; Poaceae
Product: putative wall-associated receptor kinase-like 16
Exons: 3
Coding region: 98-2359 (753 amino acids)
Biological process (GO): protein phosphorylation; cell surface receptor signaling pathway
Cellular component (GO): plasma membrane
Molecular function (GO): calcium ion binding; ATP binding; polysaccharide binding
Source: RefSeq, a predicted model, not a curated record
UGCUCCACAAGGAGUUUGCAAACAUAAUCCUUCCUCCUCCUCAGAGCAGCAGCAGCCAAGUGCUCGGUUGAGUUGAGGGCAGACAACUAACACAACCAUGCCGCUUCAUAGAUUAGCUGCGCAGCUACCAUGGCUUGGCAUAGCUCUUGCGGUGACUCUCUCUGCCGUUGGAGCAUUGGCGCCGCCUAGCAGCAACUGCCAGAGAAAAUGUGGCGAUGUCGAUAUCCCAUAUCCAUUCGGCAUUGGGCCUGACGACUCGCCUGAUCACUGCUCCUUGCCCGGCUUCAACCUGACCUGCAUGGACGGCAGGCCAUAUUUAAUUGAUGUGGAGGUUCUUGGCAUCUCGCUGCAGCAAGGCUUUGCCCGGAUGAGGAUGGACAUGUCGCCUUAUUGCUACAAUACCUCCACUAAGGAAAUGAAUGGCCAGGACGGAUGGAAGCUGAACCUGAGAGGUACGCCCUACAGAUUCUCGGAGACUGGUAACAUGUUUACAGUCGUUGGGUGCAGAACGCUGGCAUACAUUGCAGAUGAGAAUGACGUGGGCAGGUACAUGAGCGGUUGUGUCUCCAUGUGCCGGCGAGGCGAUGUAAGAACCCUGACUGAUGGCUCAUGCUCCGGCAUGGGCUGCUGCCAGACAGCAAUCCCCAAGGGCUUGCAGUACUACCAAGUGUGGUUCGACGAAGGAUUCAAUACGUUGGAGAUCUACAACACCAGCCGUUGCAGCUAUGCGGCGCUUGUCGAGGCAUCCAACUUCACAUUCUCCAAAAGCUACGCUACAUCAUCGGCGUUCUAUGAUACUUAUUCUGGGCAGCCGCCGUUGAUCGUGGACUGGGCUAUCGGGAAUGAAACUUGCGAUGUAGCCCAGAAAAAGACUGAGUCAUACGCAUGCAUCAGCAGUAACAGUCAGUGCUUCAAUUCAGACAAUGGAAAAGGCUACAUCUGCAACUGCACCCAAGGGUUCCAAGGGAAUCCGUACCUUGUUGACGGAUGCAAAGAUGUUGAUGAAUGUAACAAUCUGGAGAAAUAUCCUUGCUCUGUGAAGGGAACAUGCAAGAACAUUCGAGAUGGAUUUGAAUGUAUUUGCCCUCCGCAUUACCCAAAAGGCAAUGCGUACAAUGGGACAUGUGAGAAAGACCAGUCAAUUCCCUUAAAAGUCACAAUUCCAAUAGGAGUUUUUGCAUGUGUUGUGGUUGGUCUUUUACUUUUCCUCGGUCUAGAAUGGGUCAAGCACAAACGACGAAUAAUAAGGCAAGAAUACGUCAGGAAGAUGAAUGAAUGCUUUCAGCUGAAUGGAGGCCAAUUGCUAAUGGAUAUGAUGAAAGUAGAGGGCAACAUAACAUUUAAAUUGUAUAACCGAGAAGAAAUUGAGUUGGCGACAAACAACUUUGACAAAAGCUCAAUCAUUGGUGAAGGUGGUCAGGGGACUGUUUAUAUAGGGCACAAUUUGGAUAUGGAAAAUAAUCCUGUUGCUAUCAAGAUCUGCAAGGGAUUUGAUGAGAGCAGGAGAACGGAAUUUGGUAAGGAGCUUCUUAUACUUUCUCGAGUCAAACAUGAAAACAUUGUCCAGAUUUUAGGUUGCAGUUUGCAAUUUGAAGCUCCAGUUCUGGUGUAUGAAUAUGUGCCAAACCGAACCCUACACUACCUAAUUCAUACCCAAGAUGAUGCAUCUAUCAGAACUCUACCAAUCCGUCUUAAAAUUGCUGCCGAGAUUGCUGCAGCACUUGCAUACCUACAUUCUCUUAGCCGCCCAGUCUUUCAUGGAGAUGUCAAGUCCGUCAAUAUUCUUCUAGGCCAUGAUCUCUCUGCGAGAGUUUCUGAUUUUGGGUGCUCGAUGAUUAGGUCAGCUGAUGAAAAUGUUCAAGUAGUGAAGGGGACAAUGGGCUACUUAGAUCCGGAAUACUUAUUGAACUUUGAGCUUACAGAUAAGAGUGAUGUUUAUAGCUUUGGUGUUGUUCUUUUGGAGCUCAUUACACGUAGGACGGCACUCUCCAAAACAAAGGAAAGCCUCGUGUCUGUCUUCACAGAAGCAGUGAAGGAGAGCAAGCUUAGGGAGCUCAUAGAUAGGGAGAUAGCCAGCGAUGAAAACAUGGACUCUUUACUUCAUGUAGCUGAGAUAGCACGUCAAUGCUUGGUCAUGUCUGGUCAACAAAGGCCAAUGAUGAGGCAGGUAGCGGAGGAACUCCAGCGAUUGGCAGGUCCGAUUCCACAGGGCACUCGAGUGUUUCAUGGUGUUAUUACUCCACUCUUGUCAUUGGGACCGUCAUCUAACAAUGCAUCAGGUGACCAUACUAUUGAAGACAGCACAGGUUACUACACCCUCCAGAAGAAAGCCUCGCUGAGCAUAGAGUUUGCAAGAUGAAAUAAAUCAACAUGAACAUUAAUUGCGGCUUCGCACAUGUAGUAUAUUUAUGUGUACCUGUACAAAUUCAAUUAUUUGGCAUGUUCUCACUUGAGCACGCCAAUCAUUAUAGGUUAUCUUCUUA